Messenger RNA from Myotis myotis, 1808 nucleotides. RefSeq names its product UDP-xylose and UDP-N-acetylglucosamine transporter-like. Gene Ontology annotation, biological process: transmembrane transport. The transcript has 4 exons. Gene Ontology annotation, cellular component: endoplasmic reticulum membrane; Golgi membrane. Lineage: Eukaryota; Metazoa; Chordata; Mammalia; Chiroptera; Vespertilionidae. Gene Ontology annotation, molecular function: UDP-N-acetylglucosamine transmembrane transporter activity; UDP-xylose transmembrane transporter activity. The coding region runs from base 616 to 1107 and encodes 163 amino acids. The record is from RefSeq and is a predicted model, not a curated record.
UCAUUGAGUCCUUAGAUCCAUCCUAACCUCUGAAGCCAAUCGAUUGAGAACUUCAGUUCCCUUGUGGUCACCAGAAGCCACAUGUGACUAUUCACAUUUAACAUUUAAAUUACUUAAAAUUAAAUAUUUAGUUUCCCAGUCUCACUGGUCAGAGUUUAAUUGCCCAGUAGCCACAUGUGGCUGGUGGUGACCGUAUUGGAGAGCCCAGGAUGGAGCAUUUCCAGGCUCAUAGUUGUGUGGGACAGUGCUGUCAGAGAAGGUGUUCAUUAGUGCAACACAAUGAACGAAGGACUAAUCGUGCUUAGUACAAAGAAAAUUCCGAAUAAAGCCCAAGUGGCCAAGAAGAUAGAAUGAAAAGUGUCAGAACUGGUCUAUGUGACUGUCACCAAUGGAAUGUCAUGUCAGGUCUUUCUUUUCCCCCCCUAAUGAAACAAUCUGUUGGUCCACAAACUUUUAGAAACUAUUUUAAGCAACACCAAGGAAGGGUGUGUGUAGCAACCAGUGGGCACCCUGAUCCUUGCACAUGAAGACUUACAUGGGCUCUGCUGGUGAUUUAUACUCUCAGGCACCAUCUACUGAAAACAUCCUGUGGAAAUUGGUACCUGUGCCUUCCUAAUGUGUUCUUGUUCUUAUUUCUGCAGAUACAGUAUAUUCAAAUAUGCUUCCAUUGCCCUGGUUUCUGUGGGGAUAUUUAUUUGCACUUCCAUGUCAGCAAAGCAGGUGACUUACCAGUCCAGCUUGAGUGAGAAUGAAGGAUUCCAGGCAUUUACAUGGUGGUUACUAGAAUUAUAUCAAGUUCCGGUUGUUGGUGUGGCAAUGCCCAUCAUGUGGUUCUACCUCCUCACGAAUGUCAUCACUCAGUACGUGUGCAUUUGGGGUGUCUUGAUUCUCACCACAGAAUGCACCUCCCUCGCUGUCACACUCAUUGUGACUCUACGUAAGUUUGUGAGCCUCAUCAUCUCCAUCUUGUACUUCCAGAACCCUUUCACUGUGUGCCACUGGCUGGACACCUUGUUUGUCUUCAUUGGGACCCUCAUGUACAAAGAGGUAUGGAACAACCUGGGGAUCACAAGAAGCCAGCCUCAGAAAGAGGACAAGAAGAACUGAGGCCUGCCUGGGAGACCAGGGUCUGGCUAAGGUCUGGCUGCCAUUUCUCUUUUGUUAAUGAGAAUUACCCCCAGCACUGAACCACCACGUACCAGAGAAUCCUCAGAGGAGGGGACUUCUCAGAUUUCACAUGGCUUUACAGACCAAUAUGUGUAGACUCUGAACAGAAACCUCUCAACCCUGAAUUAGAAAAAAGAAUAGUUAUCUAUUGAACAACCAUUUGUUUACCAAAAUAUACAGUACUGUACUUGUUUAUUGAGUCCCAGAGCUACUCGUUUUAUAUCCAUGGUCUUGCACAAGGCUAUCCAUUUUGUUGUUCUGAUGAUUCUCUGCCAUAACAACCAUGAUCUCGUGUCCUCAUGCUUUGGUCUGUCACCUUCCACUUUUCCACCAGCCAGAUGUUCCCGGCAUCAUCGUCAGGAACAACUGAGGACCCAGUGCAGUGAGACACUGGGGACGGGACUGGCUUCCUCCGGGGCGUGGGGACGAGGCCGUGGUCUCUGAGCUGAGCCCUGGUGACAGUGGAGCAGGGCUGGUGGGAACCCUUUGCAGUUGUGCAGGUUCAGCCUCUGAAAGGCUUCUUAAGCAAGAAGGUUGAACUCUGCCUGGCGAUUCUGAUAGAGUCAUAGGCAAGGGAGUAAAGUAUGGUGUAUAAAUUCAGGUCAAAUCACAACUAAAAUGGAAAGUUUUUCUUAUUUUUC